This is a messenger RNA of Brachypodium distachyon (stiff brome), 1727 nucleotides long. RefSeq names its product serine/arginine-rich splicing factor RSZ21. The record is from RefSeq and is a predicted model, not a curated record. Gene Ontology annotation, cellular component: nuclear speck. Gene Ontology annotation, molecular function: zinc ion binding; RNA binding. Gene Ontology annotation, biological process: mRNA splicing, via spliceosome. Bases 169 to 753 code for a protein of 194 amino acids. The transcript has 7 exons. Lineage: Eukaryota; Viridiplantae; Streptophyta; Magnoliopsida; Poales; Poaceae.
CACAAAGAAAAUCGUUAAAAUGUUAAAUAAAUCAGGCUCUCUGCAUCCACAUCGCGCACCACGGAAGUCUCACCUUCGCCGCCGCCGCGCCGUGCCGUGACGCGGAGCUAGCCCGUCCCCGCUCCCCACAGGGAUUCCCAUCUCCUCUCCGCUCAGGUUUUGUUCACCAUGGCCCGCUUGUAUGUUGGCAACUUGGAUGCCCGAGUGACUGCUGGGGAACUUGAAGAUGAGUUUCGUGUGUUUGGAGCUCUGCGAAGUGUCUGGGUUGCACGUAAGCCACCUGGUUUUGCAUUUAUUGAUUUUGAUGACAAGAGGGAUGCUGAGGAUGCACUUCGUGAUCUAGACGGCAAGAAUGGAUGGAGGGUUGAGCUAUCUCGUAACUCCAGUGGCCGUGGUGGUGGUCGUGAUGGUGGUGGUGGUGGUCGUGAUCGUCAUGGUGGAUCUGAGAGCAAGUGCUAUGAAUGUGGAGAAUCUGGCCACUUUGCUCGUGAAUGUCGUCUGCGUAUUGGUGCUGGGGGUCUGGGCAGCGGAAGGCGUCGCAGCAGGAGCCGCAGCCGCAGCCCGAGAAACCGCAGGAGUCCGAGCUAUGGUAGAAGAAGCUACAGCCCUCGCGAUCGCUCUCCAAGACGCCGAAGUGUUUCGCCAGCCCGUGGGCGCAGCUAUAGCAAGUCGCCAACGUACAACCGUGGCCGUGAUGAUUCUCCUGAUGCUAAAGGAAAUGAUGGUACCAGGUAUCGCCGCAGCAGGAGUUAGACCUGAAGACUGUUUCCGACUCAUGUUCUUGAGAGAACUUAAUCUUUGGUCUGCCUGCUAGGAAUACUAAGACCUGGCGUCAACUUCUUGACUCCGGUUAAGGUUUCAACUUUAUCUUUCAUGCUUAUUUCUGAUUCUGUCAUUAAAGAACUUAUGGGAUGGAUGUAGUAUGCGACUGAAACCUGUCACCUUUCUUCUGUGUGUUAAGAAGGCAUCGUUCUGCACUUCUGCUUAAACGACUCAGCCAACUACGGCUCUCAGUUGUUAUCUUCAUGGUUUUGUUCUUCACUCUUCCUGCGCCCUUACUGCUUCGUGUAAAGUUGCGAGCAGAUGAGAAUCUUCCACUAGUCCCUGCCUGCAAUGCCUCGUCCUGACUGUGACACUCUUCGUUGAAGAUGCUGCCUCGUCAUAAAUUAAACCAGGAGUCAGCAAGGUAUUAUUAUGCACUACUUGAGCGAAACUAAAUCUGCAUCUCGUUCAUUGGGAUGUGAUGGGCCUUCGGCUGCAGUCUGCAGUUGAGCAUCAAGGAAUUUGAUGAGCCAGCUUCAGCAAGAGUCAUAGCCCACUUAAACAGUUUUUGGGACUUCACCCUUCGCUCUAUUCUUCAGCGGUUUUAUUCAUCACAUUCUGCGUGCUUCAUUUGCUAUCUACGACAAAAAUGAGUAUAAUUCUCGCCUGUUGCUGCCUGCACUGCACUGCAUAAUACCUGCUGCUGCCUUCACUACAUAGUCUCCACAUCGGAAUUUCUUCUUGCCAUCUCUUUACACCGCGUUCCUCCGGCCAUCAGACAAAAUGGGUGACUUCUUGCUUUCUGCUCAUGCUUUAUUAACCUGCACAUCAAGUUACUUGUACCCAAUUCGCUUUUUUAGAUGAAACUACUGUGUACUGGUCAUUCAAUAUAUGUGUACUUUGUAGACCUUUUUUGCCCUAAACAUCCAAUGAUAAAUUCCAUGAGAUAUAAAAUGUAAUCAAAA